This is a messenger RNA of Gossypium arboreum, 2243 nucleotides long. Its product is annotated as protein SHI RELATED SEQUENCE 5-like. Gene Ontology annotation, molecular function: DNA binding; DNA-binding transcription factor activity. The transcript is spliced from 2 exons. Gene Ontology annotation, biological process: positive regulation of DNA-templated transcription. The coding region runs from base 1005 to 1925 and encodes 306 amino acids. The record is from RefSeq and is a predicted model, not a curated record. Lineage: Eukaryota; Viridiplantae; Streptophyta; Magnoliopsida; Malvales; Malvaceae. Gene Ontology annotation, cellular component: nucleus.
AAACAAAAAAAUGUUUAAUUGUAUUAAACAUCACAGAUUUAAUUGAUAUCUCUCUAUCUGUAAUUGUUGAAAGAAAAUGACAAAAGGUGUGUGAAAAAAAAAUAUCAAAUUCCUAGAUACAUACUGCAGGAAGGGUCAGAAAAAGUACGAGCGGGUUUUCGGGUGCAAGGACGAAUAAGGAAAAGCUGACGAAAUGCCACGUGGAAUAAUAGGGAACGUAGGAUGGACAUGCAAUGGGAGAUUCGAAAAAAAAAAACCUUUUUGUUGGAUUUGAUUGAUUGGAAGUGUAAGAGAAAUCGUAGAGAAGUGCCCAGAGAUACAUUUGUUCUUACAUCUUUGUCUUUCUUUACAUUACUCAAGAAAACCCGGAGAUUUAUUUAUUUAUUUAUUUUUAUUUCUUGUUUUGUUAGAAUUUAUACAGAGGGAGAGCUGGUUUUGUCAUAAAUGAGGUGAGGGUGCUGCAGUUCUCAUGGCGGCGUUGCAGGGGCUUUAAUUCCCCCGCAUUAUUGCUUGGAAUUGAAGGGAUGAGAUGAUGAUGAACAACCAAAACCAGCUUUGAAUUUUAAUUUUAUUUUUAUCCUAAAAAGAAAAUAUAUCCAUCUUAAGGAUUUUUAACCUUAAAAGCUGUGACCCAAAGAUCAGAGGAAAGAGGAACAGCCUCUUCUACUUAGAACUGUAGUCAUUCAGGGUUGGGGGUUCGGGAGGAUCGGUCAGAGUCAGGAACAUAGCCCCCCACCAAAAAAAAAAAAAACAAAACAAAAACAAAGAUAGUGUCAAAAACAAAACCCAACAAACACUCACAGGCUAACAGUGGUCUUUAAAAACCUACCAGAAAAAGGUUUUACAGUUGAAACCCAUAAAGGCCCCAGGGAAAAUCCCAACCAGCUCAUCAAACUAGUGAUCUGUGGGUGGGGUGGGGAGGGGGUACUAAUACUAAAUAGGGCGUUUUCUGCUAUGGAUUAUUGGUCUAAAUUGAGAUUUGUUUCAGCUUUUGAGUGUAACAAAUGGCUGGCUUGUUCUAUCUAGGUGGACGAGAAGCAGACACUGGAAAUAAACAAGAAGAAGAUAAAGAAGAGAGCCUGUAUUUGUAUAGGAACGAGGAGAUCUACAACAAGGGUUUUGAGAUAUGGCCGCAGUAUUAUUACCAACAACAACAACAGCAGCAGGAAAACGUGAACACCAUCUCGUUUGGAGCGGGCCCUAGUCGAAUAGCUACUGGGUUUAACUUGUCUGAUGAGCCGUCUUCGAGAUCAGUAGGGUUUACUGUUAUGAAACAUGGGGGCAUGAAUUGCCAAGAUUGUGGAAACCAAGCUAAGAAAGAUUGUGCACAUAUGAGAUGUAGGACUUGUUGUAAAAGUAGAGGGUUUCAGUGCCAAACUCACGUUAAGAGCACUUGGGUCCCUGCUGCUAAAAGGCGAGAGAGGCAACAACAACUCGCAGCUUUGCAGCACCACCAACAACAUGAAGACCAGUUUCGUGGAGAGAACCCCAAAAGGCUGAGAGAGAAUCAAGGUUCUCCGUCUCUUGCCUGCACUCGACUAUCCCCCACUACAUCAGGGUUGGAAUUGGGUCAAUUCCCUCCCGAAGUGAGUUCUCCCGCUGUCUUCCGCUGUGUGAAAGUAAGCGCUAUGGACGAUGAAGAUGAGGAGUUCGCUUAUCAAACGGCGGUGAAUAUAGCAGGGCAUGUAUUCAAAGGGAUUCUUUACGAUCAAGGCCCUGAAAGCCAUUACACCGGUGGCGGUGAAUCCUCUCAGCAACUCAAUCUCAUCACCGCCGCAGUUACCACAGCAGAAACUGCUAGAACCACUACAACCGCCGCCACUUCGAGCAAUGCAGGAACGAGUAUGCUAGACCCUUGUCUUUAUCCAGCUCCACUUAACGCUUUCAUUGCUGGUACGCAAUUCUUCCCACCUCCAAGGUCUUGAUUUACAGGCCUAUUCUCCAAUAGAGAGAGAGAGAGACCCUUCCUUUUUUUAACAAAAACUUCCAUUAGUCAGAAACGACUCUAGAUAUUAUUGAUCUCUAGCUUUCAGUGUUAUUCUUCGUCAUUGUUAAAUGUUGCAUAGAAUUUGAAUGACAUUAGAAAACUGAUCAAGAUUCUGCAUAUGAUAUUGCCCUGUGGAUGUUUAGUCUUGUUCUCAAAUUUCAAUUCAGAUUUUCAGUGUUUGUUUUUUUAUUCGAUCGAUGUAGUAUGUGGAUGUGUGCCCUUUUGGGUGUGAAUUAUUGGUUUUUUUUAUAGAUAA